Molecule: messenger RNA, 6057 nt
Organism: Cladophialophora psammophila CBS 110553
Lineage: Eukaryota; Fungi; Ascomycota; Eurotiomycetes; Chaetothyriales; Herpotrichiellaceae
Exons: 2
Coding region: 1-6057 (2018 amino acids)
Biological process (GO): protein import into nucleus; mRNA export from nucleus
Cellular component (GO): nuclear pore
Molecular function (GO): structural constituent of nuclear pore
Source: RefSeq, a predicted model, not a curated record
AUGGCGGCCGAAGUCGACUUUCGCGCCAUCUCGGCUUUCUCCUCGCUGCCUGAAACUUCCCUCACCUCGCUCAUCAGUCAGCCGACGCCCGAGCUCGUCACUGCCCUUCUUCGCGCUAUCGAGGUGAAAGUUAGAGAGUUUGAACAAAACAAGUCCCAAAAAGUCAAGCUCGAAAUCGAACUCGAGACAGUCGUCCGGACAAGUGAAUCCAAAGCGAAGGUGCUGCAAAAUUCGCGUGACAAGGCCCUUGCAGAAUCCAGCAAACUUCGGGUCGAAUUGCAAACCUCGGAAAAUACACGAUCAAAGUUGGAGACCGAGCUCGAGCAGUACCGCUCUGCCACGGCAAAUGAGAAUUCUGAAGUCAACACUCUCAAGUCACGUAUUUCUUCUCUCGAAGCCUCCAACCGAGAUACCUUGUCUCUCCUCGAGUCCAAAAACACCGCAUACGAAAGCCUAUCCCAAGACCUUUCAGCUCAACACCAAAAGACUGCGGAACUUAGAAAACAAAUCAACGGCCUGGAGCACAUACUGCAGUCUGCCAAUGCUGGCGUUGCAAGUGCGAAAUUCAAAGAGCAGUCACUUCAGCAAGAAGUUGAGAUGCUCAAGAAAAACAACGAGUGGCUAGAGACUGAGCGAAAGAUCAAGGCUGAAGAACACACCAACUUCCGAAAAGAGAAGAAUGCGCGGAUUUCAGAACUUUCAAGAUUAAAUGAGCAGUACAUAUCUGAAGCAGAGACUCUGAGACGUUCCGAAACUUCUCUCAAACAGCGAUUGGAGGAGCAGACGGCCAGAUUUGAAGAGACGUUGGAGGAGAUGCAGAAGAUACGGGAAGAAAAGAUAUCUGCCGAGGAUGGAUUCAGAGUCGAACUCGAGAGCGUAAAUCGUCUAGCUGAGCUGCAAGCGGCGUCUGCCGAGACAGCUAAACAGCGCGUUCAGGAACUAUCCGCUGCCUUGGAAGAAUCCCGCGAGGAGGCUGCAGAAGAGAUUGGCAUCAUCCGAGCUGAGAUCGAAACUGAACACAAUGACCGGGUUGCUGCUGAGCAACGUGUGGCCGAGCUCGAGGAAUCCCUGCAGCAAAUGGCAGGUGAAUUAGAACAGUCUCGGGUGAGACAAAGCACUCCUCAACGCACAACGAAUGGUUCAGGCAUCACGACACCUCUUCGGCCCGGAACCCCUAGUGGUAUUUUCUCUCCGGCGUCCGUAUCCAGAGGGAAAUCUCAAAUGACCAUGACUCAACUUUUCUCGGAAUACAAGAAGCUCGAAGGAGAACUGGCGAGCGAGAAGCGUGCUAGGGAGCAACUGCAGGAAAACCUUGAUGCCAUGGUCGACGAACUGGAAAACAACAAGCCUGAGAUUGAGGAGCUGCGUGCGGACCAUGCUCGUCUGCAGAGCGAAGUCGUCGAGAUGUCUGCGAUUGUCGACAAGACAAACGCUGACCGGGAUGCCACGAUGAAAGAGCUGAGGAACUGUCAAGGCCAACUCGAAAGCAAGUCAAGGGAGGUGGAAGUUCUCUCUCAGCAACUUCGAGACAAGGGCUCUGAGAUCCGAUUCCUGUUGGUCGAGCAGUAUGUUCGCGAACGAGGCGAAACCCUUACACGCGAAGAUUUUGAGGAACUGGAGAAACAGACCAAUGCAGCAAUGUCACAGGACAUGGCAAAUCUCUCCGAAAACCAACAACUGAUCAAUCAGCGACUCAUUAUCUUCAGGAACAUCACCGAGCUGCAACAACAAAACGAGAAUCAGCUGAAGACCAUUCGAAAUUUAGUCAGUGAAUUGGAGAGCAACGAGGCGAAGGACCGAGAGCAACAGAACCAUGCUCUCAGCCGCGAACUAGAACAAGCUCGUGCACAAAUUGCCUCGUACCAGGAUGAGUUGAGGACGAUGGUGGCUCAGACCAAGAGUUUUGUCAAAGAAAGAGAUAUGUUCCGAAACAUGUUGACCAGACGCGGCCAUCUACCUAGCCAGGUCCAACCAAACGAUUUCUCCCGGUCGUUACCAGUCCCCAGUGGAGAGUCACCAGCAGGGUCCGUAACCGGCGGCGAUUCUGACUAUGCCAAGCUCCUCAAAGACCUGCAACAACACUUCGACUCAUAUCGACAAGAAGCUUCCACAGACCACACUGCCCUGAAGAACCAGGUCGUUGAGUUGAGUAAAAAGAACUCACAGUUACAGACCGAGAUUAGUCGGACUGUGGGACAGUUGACGGCUGCAAAUCAGCGCUACGAAAUGUUGCAGGCGAACUAUAACUCACUCAAGAUGGAAAAUGGCGAGAUUCAGAAGAGAUCAUGGACUGCCAUGGAGAAUGCUACAAAAAAUGAGCUCAAGACUCAGCAAGUCGCCGAGGAGCUUGUUGAAGCUCGAAAUCUUCUCGACAGUCUGCGCCGCGAUUCUGCGAAUCUCAAGGCGGAGAAGGAUUUGUGGAAGAGUGUGGAACGAAGAUUGAUCGAUGAUAAUGAGUCCCUGCGCAAUGAGCGAAGCCGGCUGGACCAGCUCAAUGCAAGCCUCCAGACGAUCAUUAAUGAACGUGAACACACGGAUUCCGAAACACGACGUCGACUGCAAUCCCAGGUGGAAUCAUUAGAGUCUGAACUUCAAUCAACCAAGAGAAAGCUCAAUGAAGAAAUCGAAGAAAGUAAGAAGGCUGCCUUGCGUCGAGAAUAUGAGCAUGACCAGGCCCAGAAGCGGAUAGAGGACCUUGUUACCAGCCUAAGCACAACGAGGGAGAAGCUGGCUUCAGCAAAGACGGCUAAGGACCAUCUGCAAGCCAGGGUUGAUGAGCUCACGGUGGAACUGCGGUCUGCUGAAGAACGCUUAGAAGUGUUGACCAAACCUGCAGAGCCUACAACGGAGGCAAGUGUUCCUGAGGACACUACUUUGAGCAAAGAGCAAGAAUUGGCCGUGGAAAUUUCAGAACUCAAGCGUGACCUUGAGCUCAAGACAUCCGAACUUGAACGCUCCAACGAACAGGUGGAAGUUUACAAGAAUAUUAGUCAGUCAAGCGAAGAGCGUCUUCAAGAGCUAAGCGAGACCAACGAUCAGUAUCGCGAAGAAACGGAGGCCGUGCUUGCUGAGAAAGAAGCCAAGAUUAAGGAUCUCGAGCAACGCAUCGAAGAUAUCUCAGCUGAACUGAAUACCACCAACCAGGAAUUGACACGACUGCGGGACGAACAAGCAGAGUUUGGUCGCAAACUCGAUGAACAGAAGUCGGGAUUCGAGUCUGAGAUUGGACGGCUGAAGGAAGAGGCGGAGAAGAGUGCCGAGCAAGCACAGUUCAAUCUGGAGGCCUCGAAAAUUCAAGCCCAAAUUGCUACAGAAGCUCAGCAAAACUAUGAGACUGAGCUACUGAAGCAUGCUGAAGCGGCCAAGACCUUGCACACAGUUAGAGACGAAGCCAACAAACUCAGACUAGAGAUGGUUGACUUGCGAACGCAAGCCGAGACGUCCAAAGCAGAUCUUGAGCGGAAACAAGCUAGCUGGGAAGAGAUGAGAGACCGGUAUGAGAGAGAACUUGCUGAUCUCAAGAAGCGACGUGAGGAGCUUGCCCAACAGAACAACCUUUUGCAUGAUCAACUCGAAAGUGUCACUCAGCAGAUUACCGCUCUGCAACGCGAUCGGGCAGCCUUGACGGAAGGCGUGAACGAGGAGGCGCCCGCUCAACCGUCUGCGGAGCUUGACAAGCUGCAGGAGGUAAUUACCUACCUCCGUCGGGAGAAGGAUAUCGUGGAUGUUCAAUAUCAACUCUCGGUUCAGGAGGCAAAGCGAUUGAGGCAGCAGCUGGAGUUUGCCCAGUCGCAACUAGACGAGACGCGAUUGAAGCUCGACCAGCAGCGCCGUUCCGAGGCCGACGCGGAACGGAAUGCUCUCAGCCACAACAAGCUCAUCGAAACUCUUAAUGAGUUGAAUCUAUUCCGUGAGAGCAGCGUUACUCUACGAGCAGAAGCUAAGCAAGCCACCCAAGCUUUGGCUGCGAAGACCCGACGUGUGGAGCAGCUGGAAGGCGAAGUACAGACCUUACAGGCUCGUGUUGCGGAACUGGAGAAUUUGUUGGAGUUGAAAGAAGGAGAGUUAAAACUGAGCCAAGAAGACCGAGACCACUGGCAACAGCGCACUCAGAACAUUCUCUCGAAGUAUGACCGAGUCGAUCCUGCGGAAAUGGAGGCUCUCAAGGAGAAGAUGACCACACUUGAGCGAGAACGCGAUGACCUCCACGUAGAGCUCGACAAUGCUAUUACCGAGCGCGACGAGGCUCGUAGAGCUCUUCAAACACAGGUCGAGAGCACGCAGGCAGCAGUUGAUACUGCUAAGGGCGAGUUGAAGACAAGACUGGAGACGCAGUUCAAGGGAGUCAUCAAAGAGAAGAACAAUACUCUACGUGAGAGGAAGUUCGAGUUUGACGCAGUUGUGGCUGAACGAGAUGCUUUGCACGCAGAGCUUGGUUCGCUCAAGGAACAACUGGCUGCCGCCGAAGCACAUCCUCCUCCAGCAACAUCGACUCAGGUCAAUGGGGAACAUUCAGCAACUGCUGAAGCCUCAAAUACUAAUGGCACAUCCGGCACCGACACUGCGGAGCUGGUAGCCAAGGUAAAAGGACUAGAAGAGUCGCUGGCGGAGAAGACCAGGGAGCUCGACGAGUUGAAAUCUGGGCAGGAAGAGCGGUUUAAGUCAAGAGUGGCCGCAAAUGAGGCAAUCCUCAAUAAACGGCUAGCUGAGUUUAAGCAGCAAGCGCAGCAAGCGAAAGUGGCUGCCCUUGAAGAGUUGACAGUCAAGCUCAACGCCCAACAUCAACAAGAAAUGGAGGCGCUGAGAGCCAAGUCAGUGCCUGUUGCAAGCGAGCUCCAGCAGCCUGCGGAAGAUGCGACUGGCGCUGUUGCUGCUGUGACCAACGGAGAAAUUCCUGAUGACGUGUUGUUGUCCCUGCCCGAGGACAAGGCAAAAUUCCUCGUGAACAAAAAUGACACUGUACGACGGAUUGUCAGAGCCAAUAUCAGCAAAGGGCUGGAGAAAGAGAAGGAGAAUCUUCGGAAAGAAAUGGCCGAAUCUCAAGGCUCUCAGAAUGAAGGAGCUUCUGCGGGACUGCCCGAGCAAUUGGAGGAGCGACUUAAGUCUGAAAAAGAAGCCAUCAUCAGACAGAAAGAGGCCGAGUUCGAGACCGAGAAAGAAGCGUUGAUUAAACAAUACGAAGAAAAUCUUGCUCGGGAAAAGCAAGCAAUGGCCAGCAAGCACGAAGAGGAGCUCAGAACGCAGAAACUCCACUUCGACGAAGAGUCGGCAAGGAAAAUCGAAGAACAAGUUAAGAAUGCCGAGCAGUUGGCGGAGAAGCGAGGCGCUGUCAAACUUAAUAUGUCUCAGAACAGAGCAGCUAUGGCAAACGCAAAACUAGACGUCGUGAAAAAGGCAGCAGAGGAGACUCCUGAGAAGGCGGUUGGAGAGGUGUGGCAAAUCGCUAAAGACGCGAAACCCACUGCACCGGCUGCUGCAACAGCACCAAAGCCGGCUGCUCCUACUCCUGUCGCUCCACCUUCACAAACCACAGCGAAACCAGACAUCCAUGUCAAAGCCGACGAAACUACUCAGCCUCCAGUUGCGGCUCCCGAGCAACCAGCAGCUGCCGAACCUGCUUCGCAGCAACCUAAGCCAAAUCCAUUCCAGCAACCCGCCCCUCAGCCGAGUCCCGCUCAACCUGCUCAACCUUCACAGUCCGCUCAACCCGCCCACCAUGAAGCUGCGAAGCAGUCUCAACCAGGUGCGGCCUUGAUGCAUCAACUCCAAUCCGGAAUCCCGCGCGGUGGAUCAAGCCGUGGCCGAGGAAGUGGUAUCCCUAGAGGGCGUGGAGCACCCAGAGGCGGACGCGGAGGCGGCCCGAAUGUACACACCGGCGUUAGUCAACAGGCAGGCAGGAGUGGAGGCGCGAACAGUCCGAGCCGCGGUUCGUUGAAUCCUCAAGCUGCUCAAUUUACUCCUGGUGGUGGAAAUAAGAGAGCUCGAGAGGACGGUGAGGUGACAGAUGGCAGUGGUCAGGGGAAGAGGAUCCGCGGUGAGGGCGCUGUGGCACAGUAG